This is a messenger RNA of Melitaea cinxia (Glanville fritillary), 2181 nucleotides long. It is a transcript of the gene KCNQ, whose product is annotated as potassium voltage-gated channel subfamily KQT member 1. Gene Ontology annotation, biological process: potassium ion transport; transmembrane transport. Gene Ontology annotation, cellular component: membrane. Gene Ontology annotation, molecular function: voltage-gated potassium channel activity. Bases 16 to 2181 code for a protein of 721 amino acids. The transcript has 15 exons. NCBI's taxonomy places the organism in Eukaryota, Metazoa, Arthropoda, Insecta, Lepidoptera, Nymphalidae. The record is from RefSeq and is a predicted model, not a curated record.
CUGGCGACGCCGCGGAUGUCGCUGCUGGGCAAGCCGCUCAGCUACCGCGUCACGCGACGCGACGCGCGUUACCGACGCCUCCAAUCCAAGUUCUAUAAUUUUCUUGAACGGCCGAGGGGUGUUAAGGCCGUCCUAUAUCAUAUGAUUGUGUUCCUGAUGGUGUUCAUGUGUUUGUCGCUGUCGGUAUUUUCAACAAUCGAAGAGUACGAGGCUAAAGCUGGAAUCGUCCUUUUCUACAUGGAGACAGUAGUCGUCGUAUGGUUCGCUAUUGAGUUUUUUUUAAGGUUGUGGUCGUCAGGAUGCAGAUCACGAUAUCAAGGAUCAAUGGGUCGCCUCAAAUUUUUGAGGCGACCAUUUUGUAUUAUAGAUGUCACAACCAUACUGGCAUCGAUGGUGGUGCUGGGUAUGGGGUCUUCGGGUCAAGUGUUUGCUGCGUCAGCGUUGCGAGGCCUACGAUUCUUCCAGAUUUUACGUAUGGUACGCAUGGACAGACGUGGCGGCACGUGGAAACUCCUUGGAUCCGUUGUAUACGCACAUAGACAGGAACUAAUAACAACGCUUUAUAUAGGCUUCCUGGGAUUAAUAUUUGCAUCGUUUUUAGUUUAUUUAGCAGAAAAAGAUGUCGCUGACACUAAGUUCAAAAAUUUUGCUGAAGCAUUAUGGUGGGGAGUUAUCACGCUGUGCACGGUGGGAUACGGGGAUAUGGUCCCGCAAACCUGGCAAGGAAAAUUCAUAGCCUCCUUUUGCGCGCUUCUUGGAAUAUCGUUUUUUGCCCUCCCUGCUGGCAUUUUAGGUUCAGGUUUUGCUUUGAAAGUACAACAGCAGCAGCGACAAAAACAUAUGAUUCGAAGAAGACAACCAGCUGCUACUCUAAUCCAAGCUUUAUGGAGAUGCUACGCGGCCGACGAACAUUCUAUGAGUAUAGCUACAUGGAAAAUCCAUCAAGUGCCGCUUCCCAGUCCACAAACAAGCCGUGUGAUGAGUGCAUCAUUCAAGAACAAUGCGUCCUUUGUGUCGCGGCUGCCGACGAUCCGACGACACAAGAGUACGUCCCUGCACUCCCCCGCGCCGCACUCCAAGCCUGCGCAUCGAUACGACGUCAACGCUAGUGCAGAAAACCUUGGCGCGACGAACGGCCGCUCAGGGCGCACUCGACCCAUCAACCCUUCCUACAGCGAGGACUCAGUGGCCGAGACGGCGCUCUCCAAGAAAAACUCUGAUGACGAAGACGAUGAGCCGCGUUGCGUCACAUUGACACCGCGUCACAAAGCUGCCAUUCGAUUUAUUAGAAAGAUGAAGUAUUUUGUGGCCCGACGUAAAUUUAAGGAAGCAUUAAAGCCCUACGACGUAAAGGAUGUAAUCGAACAAUAUUCCGCGGGGCACGUCGACCUGUUGGCGCGAGUGAAAAACGUCCAGACUAGGUUAGACCAAAUUCUUGGUAAGCAAGGUUCAAAGGCUAAAGAUGUCUACGCUUCUAAGAUAAGUUUAGCUUCCAGAGUAGUUAAAAUUGAAAGACAAGUAGAUGACAUAGAAAGUAAAUUGGAUCAUUUAUUAGAAUUGUACGAAGAAGAUAGAAGGUCCAUACGAAGGACCGGUAACGACUUAAACGGAGGUGCAGAAAGUGGGACUUCUGGAGAAGUUCCGAACAGAACUCGCCCAGCGUUGGCAGAUAAACAAUAUUCAGAACCAAACUCACCCGUGUCCCGUAAUUUUGAACAACCCACUCCAACCUCAACAAACCCAAUGCCAUAUAAGAGGCCGAUGAACAGAGGUUACUCGGAUCUAGGCACCAGAUUCAUGAGGAAAAAAGUCAUCGUUAAAACAUCGUCAAGUCGUUGCGAAGAAUCACCAAGGGAUGAUGAAGUAGUGAUAGUGGUACCAACAGAUCGUGAGGAUACGCCACCACGUCUGGUGACUGACAGUUCAGAGGUAUGUCCAAGCUGCUCGGUAGAAGUAGAGACGGAGGCGGAGGCGGGCGGCACGCGAUCGGGUAGCUCCGGCUCGCCGUCGUGGGGGGAGGGCGAGGCGGCCGACGAGCGCGGCUACGGCUCCGGCGACUCGCUCGCCGAGGACGCGGCGCUGCUGGGUGAAGCUAUCCAGCCAGAGCAUCCUCCGCGCAUGAUGCGGCCUCACAGGCGAGACGUCGCUGUCGACCUCCACCUUUUGCGUCCCGACGUAUGA